CGUCCAGAGUGCAGCAUACCACAACAGCCCUGGCCAUCCGGGAACGCAGUGAAUUAAGUACCUUUCAGCCAUGCCCGCAUCUUGUACAGAUAUCCGAGAGGCGCUCGCGCAAUGUCUUCAGAACAGCGACUGUGUCAUGGUCCACCGCAAUAAACCCGCCGACUGUCUUCGCCCACCUCUUGUCGAUACGCUGCCCACACAAUGUCAACAGCUGAAGCACGGCUAUGGUCAAUGCAAGCGAGGCAUGAUCGAUAUGCGAAAGCGAUUUCGUGGAAACAAACCUAUCUCUACGAGCACGGAGCUCGAGGGUGAAGGAAAGGCACCGAUGUUGUACGCUGGGAAAGGCACCUACGACGACGCGACCAAGAAGAAGAUCGAAGAGGGCAGCGAAUACGAGGUGUUCACGAGAAACGAUGGAACCGAAGAUUUGAGGAAGAAGUAGGCACACUCUGUGGAGCAAUACAAGACGACAGGAAUAUCGAUCACAGAUGUUCAACUUCGUGUGUAUUUCUGGACCCUGGCCGCCUCAUUCAAUCGCGAUGUUGUGCCUUACACCGAUAUGGGACACACCAUCUCCCCGAAGUUCAGCUCCAAGGCUAGAGGAGGACGAUUUACCCUCCAUAUUCGCUGUACAUCUCGGAUAGCAGGACGUCCACGCACCGUCUUCUCAGGAGCCACUAUCCACGUAUCAGCCCUCAUCCUUGGUUGGCAGACCUCCGUGGCCGUCUGGCUCUCUCGCAGAUUCCCGUAUUUACCAAAUGUGCGGGAUCCUGAUCAUCAGAAAACGCCAAAAUUUGCCCGUUACCCAACAACUGGGUAUAGGAGUAUUGACACAGUAACCGCAUCAUCUCGCUUCUGGUCGACUCA
This is a messenger RNA of Cercospora beticola, 867 nucleotides long. RefSeq names its product Pet191p (gene PET191). Lineage: Eukaryota; Fungi; Ascomycota; Dothideomycetes; Mycosphaerellales; Mycosphaerellaceae. Gene Ontology annotation, biological process: mitochondrial respiratory chain complex IV assembly. Gene Ontology annotation, cellular component: mitochondrion. The record is from RefSeq and is a predicted model, not a curated record.